Messenger RNA from Copidosoma floridanum, 972 nucleotides. RefSeq lists its product as uncharacterized. The record is from RefSeq and is a predicted model, not a curated record. Lineage: Eukaryota; Metazoa; Arthropoda; Insecta; Hymenoptera; Encyrtidae.
AUGGCCAAUGAAGGCGCUGGUGGUGGCCAGUCAACAGCACCUCAACAACUCGCAAGUGACAGAGAAAAAUAUGACCUUGUCGUCUCCUCUCUCGACACUGCAGCUAUCUCAAACCUGAUAGACAUCUUGUCCAGCCCGCUAGACACGGACCUCUUCGGGAACCUUAAGAAGGCCAAUCUCAACCACAUGGCCCUAUCACAGGACAAACAGCUUGACCUCCUCUUCAACAAGCUGGAGCUUGGUGACAAAACGCCCUUGCAGCUCUUGCGGUACAUGCGCACCUCUGUCCACAACCAAAUUAGCGACGAGUUGCUAAAAGUAAAGUGGCUUAAACUUAUGGCCCCUCACGUUGCCAGGAUUCUAAAGGUCCUCAAAACAUCAACUCUUGUGGAACUCAGCGCAGCGGCAGAUGAACUGGUCAAAUUUCAUUCCAGCGUCUUCUCUCUCACGCAGAAAGUCAUCUCAGCCCCAACGGCCACACCACCGACAGCUAACGCCACCUUGGCACAAUCCAUCACAGCCCUCUCUCUCCAGGUCAGCCAACUGAGUACGGCAGUCCUCAAUCGCAGCAAUGACAGUAGCCAUCAGCCUCGGCAACGUCAACACUCCGAGUCUCGGUCGAGACCCAAGGCUGACCAGGCGCAAGCCGCCAAUGACGUAGACUUUUGCUGGUAUCACGUAAGGUUUGGUGUCAAAGCCAGAAACUGUGAGAUACUCUGUACCCUCACUCUACUGAAUAAUCUGCUUAAGGGCCUCCCAAAGCAGCAAAAAAAGUCAUCCUUAAGUGGACACUCGAAGCCUAAGCUGCCUUCGCGAGCGCUGAAACCGCACUCGCCAACGCAGCCACCAUGGCUUUUCUCCGUCCCGAUGCUGCAUUGGCCACCAGAACCGACGCAUCCAGCACAGCCGUCGAAGCAGCGCUCAAGCAAGAGCAUCCAAGAGGCACCUAGGUACCACUCAGAUUCUUAUUGA